AUUAAAACUGGUGGGUAAAAAUUUGUGGCCCAAACAAAAAACAGUCCAGCUCCUAAGCGAUCUAAGCGAUCCAAACAAGGAGGGGCGGGCAUCAGUUUCACGCUAACGGCAAACCAGCACCGCAGCCCGCGCUCCCGACUCCCGCAGCAUUCACGCAAACGGCAUCAGUAAUCGUCGGACUCUCGCCUUCUGCUCGCCGACUAGCCGGAGACGCACUCACGCACGACGCACUCACGCACGACGCACCCUAAGCUGCUAGGCUGCACCGCCUGCACGGUGACUCGCCAGCUCGCCGGACUGUCUUUUGGUCUCCGGUCUCCAGAAUCCAGCAGAAUCGCUGCUUCAGCCUUCAAGCAGACCCGCAGUUCUUCUAGUCGGCCCAGGGUAAAUAUCGGUCCUGGCUACGCCCCUGUGAGAUUCCAUUGCACUGCGAGAGAGAAGAUGGACGGUAUGGCGGCGAGGGUGGAGAAGCAGGUGCUGCUCUUCCACUGCGUAGAGAUGGAAGACCUGGCUCGCAACGUUGCUUCACAAUCUCCUUCUAUUCAACUACAAUCCAUUAACUGGAGGAGUUUUGAUGAUGGCUUUCCCAAUCUUUUUAUAAACAAUGCACAAAACAUUAGAGGACAGCAUGUUGCAUUUCUGGCAUCUUUCAGCUCACCAGCAGUGAUCUUUGAGCAGCUCUCUGUCAUAUUUGCACUCCCAAGGCUUUUUGUUGCUUCUUUCACGUUGGUGUUGCCUUUCUUCCCAACGGGUUCCUUUGAGAGGAUGGAAGAGGAGGGGGAUGUAGCCACUGCAUUUACUAUGGCAAGAAUAUUGUCCAAUAUUCCCAUUUCAAGAGGUGGUCCCACCAGCUUAGUCAUCUAUGACAUCCAUGCCUUGCAGGAAAGGUUUUACUUUGGAGACCUAGUUUUGCCUUUAUUUGAGACUGGAAUUCCAUUAUUAAAACAACGUCUUCUGAAGCUUCCAGAACAUGAUAAAAUAGUUGUUGCAUUCCCAGAUGAUGGAGCUUGGAAGCGGUUUUACAAGCAAUUCAACAACUACCCUGCUGUUAUAUGCACAAAGGUUCGAGAAGGUGAUAAGAGAAUUGUCAGGCUAAAAGAAGGUAAUCCUGAAGGUUGUCAUGUGAUCAUCGUUGAUGAUUUGGUGCAGUCUGGAGGUACUCUAAUUGAGUGCCAGAAAGUGUUGGCAGCCCAUGGUGCAGCAAAGGUGAGUGCUUAUGUCACCCAUGGUGUUUUCCCUAAGCGGUCGUGGGAACGCUUCCUGCACAAGGAUGGAGGAGGCUCAGAGAAAGCGUUCACCCACUUUUGGAUCACCGAUUCGUGCCCAUUCACUGUAAAUGCCAUUGCCAACAAAGCUCCAUUUGAAGUGUUAAGUCUGGCUGGAUCUAUUGCUGAUGCUCUUCAAAUAUGAAUGAAUACAACCAGCUUAAAGUCUUAAACGUUUGCAACUGGAGUAGGAGUCCAGGAACUGUGGACCUUGCUAUUUUCUUUCACUCUCCUUAAUUAAUCUCUUCUUUUUAUGGAUCUUAUUUUACGCUGUAAUAAGUUAAUAUAUGCACUUACUAGUCAUUAACCGUUGGCUUGGCUUCCCUAACUUCCAUAGUUCCUGGGUAGUGUAGUUUUACAUCCAGUUGCUUAUAAUUUUUCUUCUGCAUAUGAAGUAUUUUCACUUCGUUGUGCUCAGUGUAUUUCUUUGUUCUGUUUAUUUUCUUCGUUUUGGGUACUCUGGCGUUCAGCACUUUUUAUAACACUCAUCUUACAUUCUUACAGAUCAGAAAUUCAGAAUCUUAUUUUGUGGAAUCUUUUAAUGUAAUAACAAGUCUUCAUCCA
Cuscuta europaea is the source of this 1829-nucleotide messenger RNA. The record is from the annotation of a GenBank genome assembly. NCBI's taxonomy places the organism in Eukaryota, Viridiplantae, Streptophyta, Magnoliopsida, Solanales, Convolvulaceae.